This is a messenger RNA of Asterias rubens (European starfish), 2116 nucleotides long. RefSeq names its product synaptotagmin-6-like. Gene Ontology annotation, cellular component: membrane. The transcript has 5 exons. Lineage: Eukaryota; Metazoa; Echinodermata; Asteroidea; Forcipulatida; Asteriidae. The coding region runs from base 1 to 1476 and encodes 491 amino acids. Gene Ontology annotation, molecular function: phosphatidylserine binding; SNARE binding; clathrin binding. The record is from RefSeq and is a predicted model, not a curated record. Gene Ontology annotation, biological process: calcium-ion regulated exocytosis; regulation of dopamine secretion; cellular response to calcium ion.
AUGACGUCUCAGAAGAAUCGGAUGCUGAUUGAGGUCGCCAACGACACAAUCUUUCCAUGGCGCCAUUCUUUCGUUUUGCUUCGUAUCUACAUUAACAGCGUUGUCAGAAGCAGUAGUGGAAUCCCAUUGGAGACGAUCGCCAUUCCAGUGUCACUGACGUCACUCAUACUAGUCAUCGCCUUCAUCGCCGUGGUCUGCGCACGCAGGUUCAAGAACCGAGUUGCGCAGACGGAGACUUACACAAUCCAGCGGAAAGUCUGCUACGAGGCCGACUCUGACUCUGAGAACGAGAGCGGAAUGAGCCACGGAGUCAAGGAUGAUGCGGGGAUCCCCGCGGCACGGGACAGCCCCAAUACAUCCCCGGUUAAACUGUUGCCACGGCAGGCCACGGUUCCGCUACUACCUCAAAGGGUUCGUCAGGAGGCAUUCAAGAGGCAACGGCAGCUUUCAUUACAACUCAACCUUGCCAAUGUCGAGUUCUCAGUCAAGAAUGUCCACCGAAAAGAACAGCCUAAACUCGGCGCCCUUAGACCCGAGCUGUAUCGGGACAGCUCCCAGGACCGCGGAAAGGACUCAGACAGAUGUGGUAAACUCUAUUUCUCACUUCAAUACGACCAUCCUACGGAGUCCCUUAACGUCCAUAUCGAUCGAGCAACCGGUCUACCCGCGAAAGACUUUUCCGGAACUUCCGAUCCUUACGUAAAAAUUCACUUAUUCCCGGCAGACCGGAAGAAAAAAUACCAAACUAAAGUCCACCGAAAGAACUGCGAUCCGGAUUUCGAUGAGAAAUUCACUUUCACCGUGCCAUACAACGAACUACAAGAGAAAACGCUGAAGUUCACAGUGUAUGAUUUCGAUCGUUUCUCGAGGCAUGAUCUCAUUGGAGAGGUCAUGAUAACGAACUUGUUGGGAAAUGACCGGGAUCUUGUUAAAGGGGAGCGCUUUGAGGAAGAUGUCGUCAAGUGCUCAACUCAGGAAAAAGCUGACCUAGGUGAAGUGAUGUUCUCCCUGUGCUAUCUACCGACCGCUUGUCGGUUGACUCUCACUGUCAUCAAAGCAAGGAAUCUGAAAGCAAUGGAUAUAACAGGGGCAUCAGAUCCGUACGUAAAGGUAUCGAUGGUCUGUCAGGGCAAGAGGGUCAAAAAGAAGAAAACCACAGUCAAGAAGAACACCCUCAAUCCAGUCUACAACGAAGCCAUGGUAUUCGACAUUGUGCCGGAGAGUAUGGACAACAUCUUGUUUGUGGUUGCAGUCGUAGAUUACGAUUGGGUUGGACACAGUGAGCUUAUAGGUGUGUGUGAGGUUGGUCCCAACUCCCUCGGUCAGGGUAAAGAUCACUGGGAGGAAAUGCUGGGUUCACCCAGGAAGCAGAUUGCCCACUGGUACCAGCUCCAAGAGUCCACGCCUUCCCUCAGUGCAGCCUCCAUUUCAUCCACGAUGAAGGGGUGUAUGACACCACAGCAGUCUGUAGAAUGACCGGUCCAAAUGUAAUGAGGGGACCAAGCAUAGAGCCUUGGGGAACCUCAUUGUCACUGAGACGCAGCUCCAUCCACAGCGAAAAUAGGACACCAAUGAAGAACAUUGUAAACCCUGUGUUUUCAUCUCCGAUAGCUUGAUUAGUAAAACAGGAUGGGGGAUGGUAGAGAGGAGGAAAAGGGCGGGGAGGAAAAAACCUGUGCUACAUAGUAAGACACCGAACGCUCUUCCAAAAGUCCGGACAUGUGUACGGAAUGAUCGGGCGAAAAUGCGACUUUUACACUCACACAAUGCACUAGCAGCAGAUUUUACUAUAGGCCUAAUGAUUAUUUUGAUGGUGCACGAGUUAUAAUUAUGUUGGUAUAAAGUUCGCAAAUAUUCAUUCUUGCCGUAGGCCAUACUAUACGCACAUGUGAAAUCAUAAAUCUUGAGCUCUUUAAAUAGUCACAGUUUAUGUAGAGAUUCUAACAAAAGACUGUAUUACUAUUACUUUGUUCUUUCAAAAGUCACAACUUUGUAUUCAUUGGCUUGUACGUCACUCAAGUACAGAUAGGCCUUUUUAGCCAGCACAGUGUCUUAAUAACGUUUAUAAUUAUCUGUUGAGUGUCUGCAAAACAAUUACAAAGUUUAUUCGUUUAGA